Messenger RNA from Zophobas morio, 3535 nucleotides. Its product is annotated as myosin-11-like. NCBI's taxonomy places the organism in Eukaryota, Metazoa, Arthropoda, Insecta, Coleoptera, Tenebrionidae. The record is from RefSeq and is a predicted model, not a curated record. The coding region runs from base 121 to 3444 and encodes 1107 amino acids. The transcript has 6 exons.
UGUGUGAACUGUCAAAAAUGGAGUAGAUGAGAUGUUAACAAAUUUUUGUGUUUUGUUUUUUGUUGUGCCAAAAAAUUCAGUACCCAAAACUACAAACUGGACACAGUUUUAAAUGCAUCUAUGGAUAACUUUGAAACCUUGUCUAAUUGUUCUGAAACUUCCAGAAGUUCGGAAUCCGUGUCUUCCAAUAUUUCAACUUUAUCCACCUUGAGUGACUAUCAGGAUGAAUUUGUAGAAUUAAAGCAGGUACUAAAUGAAGAAAAUGUAUUGACAGACACUACAAAAACUGGACUUGUUGCGACGAACAUUAUACGGUGUUAUGAUAAGCAAAUUGUAAACUUAAAUGCACAAUUACAAAACGCCUUAAAACAAAAUGAGACAUACAAAAACGAAAUUUAUAGCUUGGAAAAGAAAAAAGAUCUUUUAGAUGGCGCUAAAAUCGGAAAGUUGUUGAAACAAAAUAAACAAUUGGAAGAUAGUCUAUCGGCAGCUAAUAAUCAGAUUAAGCGAUUAAUUGAUAUUUGUCAUAAAAGGGAUGACUUUGAUGAAAACAUGGUUAUUUUAGAAGAAAAAAAUUUACAUUUGGAAAAAGCGAACCAUGAGUUAACAAAUCAGAUUUAUUUAUUAUCAAAUAAAAUUAACCACUGCAGUUUUCAAAAAAAUGAAAUUGAAAAUGAAUGCAGAAAUUUUAAAUCUGAAAUGAAUGAUUUAAAGUUAGAGCUAGCUGUAAAAACGGAAUGUGUUAAUGAAUUAAAGAGGAAGUUAUCACAACAGCAUGUUCAAUUAGAAGAAGUAUUACAAAACAAUAUAAAAUUGUCGCAUUCACUUGAAUUAAUUUCAAAUGACCUACAAUAUGCAAAAAAAUCUGAAAAUUGGUAUAAAAUGGAGUUACAACGUAUUCAAGAAGAAAAAAGUAGCCUCUCUGAUAAGAUUUUUAAAAACGAACGAAUCAUUGCGUUACAGGAAGAAGACAUAGAACAGUUAAAUUUAGAACUAAAUAGUAUGAAGUGUGCUUUUGAUGGAAUUCGCCUCACCGCAUUAAAGGAGAAAGAAGAAAUGUGUAAAGGUGUCGAGUCUGUAAACCGUGAUAAGCACUUAACAAAGGAUAAUGAAAGCCUUAACAUUUCUGACAGUAUUAUCAGUAGCAUUGGAGGUAUCAGUAGUCAUUACGAAACAGUCAUCAGUGAUUUAACAAAUGAUGUUCAAAAGAUAAAAUCAGAUUUUGAACAACAACGGCAAUACUUUGAGAAUGUUUCAAAAGAAAAAGUUGAAGUAUUAAGUAAAUACUUAACUUUACAAAGUUCUCUUGCGGAAAAGGAAAAUACAAUAGAAAAAUUAGAAAGCAACAUAAAAGCUUUAAAAAAUCAGUUACUCUUGGAAAAUAGUAGACGAGAACAGCAAAACGUAGAAUUGCUUGACUUAAAAAAAGCUUUCACGAAAUUAGAAGUCGAACUAAAUUUGAAUAAUAAAGACAAGGAAAUGUUUGAACAUACGGUUACUACGAUAAGAGAACAAUUUAAAGUAUUAAGCGCCAAAUAUCUGCAAUUAAAAAGCGAACAACAAUGUGCGAAUAAAGAAAUAUUGCAGUUACAGUACGAAAAGCAGGAAUUAUGUGUGGAUAAUAAUCAAAAGACUGCUGAAAUUAAAAGAAACAGGGAAAAAGAUGCACUGGAAAUAAAAAAAUUGAAGCAAAAAGUAGUUUUCUUGGAGGGAGUUGAAGCAGAAGUAAAAUUUGAAAAUAAGAAGUUAUUAGAGACUAUUAACAAGUUAAAUGAAGAACUAAUGCAGUUGAAAACACAAGUUAGCAAAUUCCACACUCAAUAUGCGGAUAUUACUUCAAAAUAUGAAGAUAGUAAUAGUGUUCAAACUCAUUUACAAGAAGUUGAAGACUCAGGUCAGUUUUAUCCGUCUCUGGAAACGAGUCGAGAAGAUUCCCAUUCUUUCAGACUUACGAACCUAACAGAUACACUAAAAUAUAUUUGCCAGUUAUGUAAAAUGCAUGAAAAUGAGUAUAGGAGAAAUUUUAGCGAGCUUUCAGAAGACGAAUAUGUUAAGUUGUUAUUGCAUAAAAUCGAAUCAUAUCAUCGUUUCGUUGAUACACAGAUUAGUGCAAAUGGUAGAAAAAAGUUAUGUGUAAGUAAAAGAAAUAUUUUAUCGAAAAUUUUACGCUUGGUUGAGAGAUGUAAAAUGUUGGAGAAAAAAACGGAAGACAAUUCAGAAAUGUUAAAAUUAAAUGCAAUAGACGGCAAACAUGACAAAAAUAGUAUUUUCAACGAAGAAAUUCGGCGUCUACAUGUGAAGCUUGAAGUAAAAACCCAAGAAGAAAAGGAAAAACGGAAAAAGUAUGAAAGAAAUUAUCGCACUUUAUUGAGGAAAGUAAAAGAACAUAUGAAAGGACGGAAGUUUGCAGAAAAACGUAAUGAUUACUUGCAGGAACUGCACAGUACAUUAUCCAGUGAACGUAAUACACUUUGUCUGCAAUUGGAUUUAAAGCGCUCAGAAUUAAAAGAACUCCAAGAUCGCGUGGAAAGAUAUUCUAGUGCUAAUGAGAAAUUAAAAUCCGUUGUGUCUAAACUUGAGAAUCAAUUUGCUAAUUUUACUUCACGUUGUAAAUGUGAUGAGUUGGAAAAAAUCGAAAGCAGUUAUAUCCAGUUGGAACGAUCUUUAAAAGAAUGUGAAAACCAUAAAAAUGCUAGUAUAGCCGAAUUAAAGUUAAAAGAGGAACGAUUUGAUAUUUUACAUAAAGAGAAUAAACGUUUACUAACAGAAAAUUCUUCCUUGUGUGCUAGAGUAUUAGAUCUUGAAAGUGAAUUAACAAAAAUAAAAUCUUGUGAGGCGCAGUUAAGAAACGAACUUGUUUUUGUGCAAAAUAGUAUUUCUACAACACGUGCUGAUAAUGCAGAGUUGAACAGUCAGUUGGACGAAAUUACAAAAAAUCACAUCCAGCUGCAGCAAGAAGUAGAACAACUGAAGUCGUGCCUUCAGAGAAAAUCCGAAGAGAUUAGCGAAUUCAAAUUACGGAAAGAACAGACCAUGCGCAAAUGGACAGAAACAGAAACAAACAUGCAGAACUUAGUAACCACUUUAAAAAAUGAAGUUUAUAACUUCAAAGGAGAAAUCCAUUUACUUAAAAACGAGAAGCUUUUUCUCCAAAGAUUGUGUAACGACUUAAAUGUAGCACUGAAAACACAUGUUAGUCAGAAUAAGUUGCUGAAAAAAUGCGUGGAAAGAGCAUGUGAGGAACGAGAGCAAAUUGGUAAUGAUACCGAUAUUUUGUCCAGUUUUCCCAGUCCUAUAAAAUGUGAUGAUAGUUACAUUGAAAAGCUGUUGCAAGAAAGUACGACACCUAUUCAGGAUAAACCUUACUGUGAUAUUCAGGAAUGUCUUAAUACGCUCAGAAAAGAAAUUUUAUGUUUACAAAAACAAAUAGUCGAAAAAAUGUAACUUGUUGAAGAUGUUUGAAGAUAAUAUUAUUUGUUAUGUUUUAAAAAUGUACUUAAACAUGUUGUUAAACAAAUUUUAUUUAUCAAUAAUU